Rhodofomes roseus is the source of this 1526-nucleotide messenger RNA. RefSeq lists its product as uncharacterized. The record is from RefSeq and is a predicted model, not a curated record. Bases 168 to 1430 code for a protein of 420 amino acids. NCBI's taxonomy places the organism in Eukaryota, Fungi, Basidiomycota, Agaricomycetes, Polyporales, Fomitopsidaceae. The transcript has 2 exons.
CGUAUAAAAGCACUGAGCCAGCAUGGGUCUCAUACACUCUCGAGCUGCCAGAUCUCGAAGCCCGUCGUAGCCGCAUCUGCUCCGAGUCCUCCGAAUCCAGGCAGUCACGGUCACGGUAACCGCCUUCAAGGGAGCGAACACGCAGACCAUCGUCACCGCUAGAUAGCAUGUUCCGUCCCCCAUACUAUCACGUCCCGCAGGAACUCUGCGACGAGGUCAUAGACUAUCUGUGGGAUGAUGUUCCUACUCUCCAAGCAUGCGCGGUGGCGUGCCAUGGCUGGGUCUGGAGGGCGCAGCGGCACAUCUUCCGUAGUGUCGCUAUCAACAACGCCACUCGCUUUGAGCGAUUUUCGCGGCUCAUUAAGACGAAGCCACGGAUCGCGACGUAUGUGCGAGUACUCACCAUCGCGAAAGCGAGGCGGAGCAAGACCAAGCUGGAUCGAGCUUGGCCGGAGUUGCUGCAGACGCUGCGUGGCGUCGAAGACUUGACCCUUGGUCGAUGGGUCGAGGUCUUCUCGAUGCAGCAGGUGUUCAAGCAGAAUUUGCCAGCACUCUUCCAGCGUAUCCGUGUUCUGCGCCUCACCAACACCUCUGUCGGCGACGUCGCCGAUCUCGUGUGCCUUUUGUCCGCGUGUUCCGCCAUGCACACUCUGCACCUGGACAAUACACGUAUGGUGUGGCCCAAUUGGGACCAGGUGGACAGCAUUCCUUCGGUCGACUCCCCCCAGCUUCAUGCACUAUCUCUGACUCCGACUCACGCCGUCCCCAUAACCGACAUCUGGGCGGAAGGCCUCAUUCGAGCGACUAUCCGCAGGCUAGAGCUCGAACUCAUUACUCCCGAUCUAUUCCUCAGUUGUCGACCCGUCCUUCGUGCCAUGGAAAAUACAUUGGAGGAGCUAGUCAUAUUAGUAACCGGCACCAAGUUGCGCAGACGACCUCUUUCCGGAACCCUGCCUCCCAUGAAGCGCCUGCGCCGAAUCCAUCUACGCGUCAAGAUGCUGGAUGCCAAACAACCGAUCCCACGGCAGUACGAAUGGAUGCUGGGAUUCCUCAGGCUUCUGAGGAUAUGGGAAAGCAACAGCCAUCUCUCGGAGGUGGUCCUUAGUUGGCGAACUUCCGAUUUGGCCAGCAUGAAGACUUCGCCUCCCUGGGACGAGUUCGACUUCGGCAUGGCGAAAUUGGCAAAAGCGAACGACAAACUCAGGUUCACCCUCAAUGUCCUCGAUGAUACCGGGAUCCAGAACCAAUGGAUAUACAUGGUGGGCCUUGGCUUGCAUGCUUUCCCAUCUCUGCGGAAGUUACGGACAACCCUUGCGGUUAACAUGGGAUCCUCAUGGGAUGAGCAUGAAACCUUCGGUGGCUCUCUGAGCAAUCCCAAACAAUGGGCAUUCCACUUCGAUCCUCAAACAGUCUCGGUUCCGAAAGUAUAGAGUGGACCAUCCGUACAAAGGACAGCUGCACUGGGGCCUACUAGAUCUGCCCACCACCAUAUGAUUCCCUCUAUGUUGCUAUGUUUCCCUCUUGGU